Molecule: messenger RNA, 2551 nt
Organism: Pungitius pungitius (ninespine stickleback)
Lineage: Eukaryota; Metazoa; Chordata; Actinopteri; Perciformes; Gasterosteidae
Gene: ca7
Product: carbonic anhydrase VII
Exons: 7
Coding region: 162-950 (262 amino acids)
Biological process (GO): regulation of intracellular pH
Molecular function (GO): carbonate dehydratase activity; zinc ion binding
Source: RefSeq, a predicted model, not a curated record
GUGUCAUAAAGGGGAUAAUUGCCAUUCCCCUUCGGCCACUAAAUGCGCUUCAUCAAUAGCUGCGCGUUCUGAUAUAUCCGUGUCCGUCUUCCACCUGCGCGCCGGAGCGCAAAAGUCAAAGCCCGACACGUUGGUCAGAGGUGAAUCCGCGAACAGGAACGAUGACAGGGAAUCAGUGGGGAUAUGGAAAAGAGGACGGUCCUUCAGUGUGGCACAAGAACUAUCCCAUUGCCGAGGGGGACCGUCAGUCUCCCAUUGACAUUGUCCCUCACCAGGCUAUACAUGACCCAAGUCUGGACCCGGUUGUCCUGAACUACGAUCAGUGUACUUCCAUGAAAAUUAACAACAGUGGACACUCUGUUGUUGUGGAGUUUGAGGACUCGGAUGACCGCUCAGUGAUCCGGGGAGGCCCUCUUGACAACCCCUACAGGCUAAAACAGUUUCACUUCCACUGGGGCGGAAAGGGCUGCCAUGGCUCUGAGCACACUGUUGAAGGAAAGAGCUACGCUUCUGAGCUUCAUUUAGUACACUGGAAUGCUGUCAAGUACAAGACGUUUGGGGAGGCCGCAACUGCUCCCGACGGCCUCGCGGUCCUCGGCAUCUUUUUAGAAACAGGUGACGACCACAGGUGGCUCCACGUGAUAACAGACGCUCUGUACACGGUGAAGUUCAAGGGUAGUGUUGCAGAUUUCAAAGGUUUCAACCCCAAGUGCUUACUGCCCAGCAGCCUCCACUACUGGACCUACCUGGGAUCCCUGACCACACCCCCCCUGCAUGAGAGCGUCAUUUGGAUUGUCUUGAAGGAUCCAAUCACAGUGUCUGAAAGACAGCUGGGCAAGUUAAGAACACUCCUGUUCUCCGGAGAGGAGGAGAAUGAGAGGGUGCACAUGGAAAACAACUUCAGACCUCCCCAGAUUCUCAAAGGCAGGAAAGUGCGUUCCUCCAAUUAAUGUGACCCCCCCAGAGGUCUGAAGUCAAAGAUUAUGUGGUGUAAAUUUGACUGAAUGAAAGGGAAACGUACAAAGAACUUUUAUCUUUGUAUAUUUUACUAGACUUCUGCACAGAAGGACCGAGCUGAACAGUUCAAACAACUGCUCUGGAAUCAGUACUGAGAGUAUAGUAAGUUUUUAUAUGCUUAAGACAGUAAAUCAAUGCAGAUAUCGUAGGGAGAGAAUUAAAUGAGUUAGGGAUGUACAGAGAGGGGUUUUUCAGUCUGUGGGACUUCGAGGCCAAAUGGAUAUUGAGUCAAUGCAAAGUUCAAGUUCAGCUGGAAAAAGAGUUCUGUGGAACUUUCCAUUAUACAAGUGGUUUGGCAGAACUCAGACAAUUAAAAAAAUCCAUUAAGGAUUGAACAGGACUCAAAUCCCCCAGGGUGAUCAUUACAGUACUGUGGUCAUGUGUACUGCAUGGAAUGACAUAAAAGAUGUACAAUACAGUUACACACACACACACACACGUCAUAUCAUAACCAUGGGAAAAUCCCAACACAAAGGAAGCAAACGAGUAAUAGUUAAACGUAUCGUAAAGGGUUACAUAAUUAUCAGAGAAACAAACAUCAGUGAAAUCACGCCAUUAAGAUUACACCUACGUCAUCAAUCUUGUGAGCAAAAGAUAAAUUGGAUACGUACCUCUUUGAGCAUCACACAAAGGUGCUGUUUUCUAAGCCUGAGAAUGCUUAGUGUUCUGCAAUGGGAGCCAGUUUCGGUCAAACAAAAGCGCUUUGAGAACAAUUAUUAAAGACAUGGGAAAGAAAAGGCACAUUUGUGUCGCAUAGACCACAAAAACCUGGGUGUCGAAAUGAAAGCCAUGGCAGAUCAACAACAAGAUUACAAAAUAUAAAGUGGCAAAACAGCAGCAGGUUCUCUCUGUACAGAACAGGACCAAAGGUCAGGGCUUCGUGUUAGUAUACAGAAUUUAAGCCAUACAAACAGCACAGGACCAAAGGGGACUGAGGCCUUGACAGCAGGUGCUUUUUAAGGCCUGCCACUAAUUGGCCGUUUGGUUGGGGAGGAGCCAGUCAAAAGGCUGCGUUCCCAACCCCACCACAUUUGUAGUUCGUUUCCGCUGAUGUGUUUGAUGGUAGCUUGGCAGCUCCAACAGAUGGUUGGCGUUCGUCAGGUACCACGACGCGGCCGCUGGUAGCUACAGAAUAUUAACACAAGCGUGUGGCCCCCCUGAGGUCAGAAGCUUCAACGGCACAGCGACCAAGCAUUUAUUGAAUGUUUUAGGUCAUGAAAGGGAUACAAUGAAGCAAUAUAACAAUAUUAACGUUGCAAGUUUGUUAUUUGACUAAUAUGUUUCACAUUAUUUUAACAAGCUGUAUGAUAACGAAAAUGUAAAAGUUGAAUGUGUUGCAAAAGCUUGUAAAAGGUGCUAUCAUAUGUACCUAAUACAUUGCAAACGGGUACCAUUCUGCCGUCCCCAGAUACACUGCCUUGGCCUCCUUACUGAUCCAGAUUGAUCCCUCGUUGAUCCAGCCCUUUGCUGUCUGAUACCCAGCCCCUGUGAGCAUAGAUCCCCUCCAGUCCAACAAUCCCAACUGAGAGGGGGG